Molecule: messenger RNA, 6675 nt
Organism: Penicillium cinerascens
Lineage: Eukaryota; Fungi; Ascomycota; Eurotiomycetes; Eurotiales; Aspergillaceae
Product: ATP-dependent RNA helicase BRR2
Exons: 2
Coding region: 1-6675 (2224 amino acids)
Cellular component (GO): nucleus
Molecular function (GO): ATP binding; nucleic acid binding; ATP hydrolysis activity
Source: RefSeq, a predicted model, not a curated record
AUGGCGGACCAAAACAUUUCACAGUAUAAAUACUCGGCGAUGUCCAACCUGGUUCUCCAGGCGGACCGUCGUUUUAUCAGCCGCUCCAAUGACGAAGCCUCUGGAGACCCCGAGUCUCUCGCAGGCCGCAUCGGUAUUCGAGAGAUGGGCUCGCGGGUGGCUCCCGAUCAUGCGCCGAAGACUAAGAAGGCCGCCGGGCCAGAAGUCGAACGGGGUGCAAUUCACGAGGGUGAAGACGUCCUCAUGCGAGAACAGAAGAAGCGCCAGCGUGGCCAACCAGCACAACUAAGGGGUCAAGGUAUUCUUUCAGCAGCCGAUGCCCUCGUCGAAGGCUUAAAAUAUCGUCCACGAACACCUGCGACGCGAGCGACUUACGACCUUAUCCUUACGAUUACCGGUACAAACCUUGGCGAUGUUCCCCACGAAGUCGUUCGAAGUGCCGCCGAUGCCGUAUUGGAGCUUCUCAAGGACGAGGAAAUGAAAGAUUUCGACAAAAAGAAGGAAAUCGACGACCUUUUGGGCACAUCCAUGAAUCCGAAGGAGUUUAAUGAGCUUGUGAACCUGGGUAAGAAAAUUACCGACUACGAUGCCCAGGAUGAAGACGAAGAUAUGGAGGAUGGUCUGGAUCAAGCGGAUGGAGAGCUCGACGAGCGUCAAGGUGUCGCUGUUGUUUUCGAUGAGGACGAGGACGAUGAGCGUAUGGGCACCGUGGACGAAAUCCGAGACGAAGACGAACUUUCCGACGAGGAUGAAGCCGACGAACAAGACCGACCCGAGGUCGACCAACCCACAAGCGAAGGUCUGGGCGAAGAUGACGAGAUGGUCAUCGAUGGCGGUAUGGGCCAGGAUACGAAGGCCAAGGAUAAGGCAGGAAUGGACGUCCUCGUACGUGAGAUCGACGCAUAUUGGCUCCAACGACAGAUCGGUGCCUUGUAUUCGGAUGCCCAUAUUCAGCAAGAAAAGACCCAAGAGGCGCUCGACCUCAUGGGUGGCCAAACCGAGGACGGAUCGGAACGACCUCUCCGUGAUGUUGAAAACGACCUCAUGGGUGGCCAAACCGAGGACGGAUCGGAACGACCUCUCCGUGAUGUUGAAAACGACCUCAUGGAACUCUUCGACUACGACCAUCCCGAAAUUGUCGCUAAAUUGGUCACCAACCGAGACAAGGUUGUCUGGGUAACUCGCUGGAGACGAGUUGCUGAAGAUCCCGAUGCGCGUAACCUUGUUGAAAGCCAGAUGGUCGAGGCUGGACAUCGUGCCAUUUUGGAUGAGAUCCGUGGAAAGACUGCCCGUGAUGAUCUCGGCGGUCGCUCCGAGAAGAAGAUGAAGCUUGAUCUGAUGGACGUCGACGUCCCGUCAGCACCCACAGAAGACGAGAAGAAGCCUACUACCGAAGGUGGACUGGUGGGCGGUCUUCAGCCCAAGCGACUCAUCAAUCUCGAGAACUUGGUCUUCCACCAGGGUAACCAUCUCAUGACCAACCCCAACGUUAAGCUGCCUCAAGGUUCGACAAAGCGCACCUUCAAGGGCUACGAAGAGAUCCACGUUCCGCCCCCAAAGGCCAAGAGGGAUGCCGGCGAGAAGAACAUUCCAACUACCGAGUUGCCUGAGUGGGCUCGUGUUGGCUUCGGAAGCUCGAAAGAGCUGAACCGAGUGCAAACUAAGUGUUUCCCUUCGGCUUUCCAUGACGAUGGUAACAUGCUUGUCUGUGCUCCGACUGGUUCUGGAAAGACCAACGUCGCUAUGCUCACCAUCCUCCGCGAGAUUGGCAAGAACCGUAACCCGGAGACAGGAGAGAUCAUGCUGGACGACUUCAAGAUCAUUUACAUUUCCCCGCUCAAGGCCCUGGUCCAAGAGCAGGUUGGAAACCUGGGUAAACGUCUGGAGCCAUACGGCAUUAAAGUAGCAGAACUCAGCGGUGAUCGCCAACUCAACAAGCAGCAAAUCGCCGAUACUCAGAUCAUUGUCACCACCCCCGAGAAGUUUGAUGUUAUCACCAGAAAAGCAUCUGAGACCAGUUACACCAACCUUGUUCGUCUCGUGGUUAUUGACGAGAUCCACCUUCUCCACGAUGACCGUGGUCCUGUCAUUGAGAGCAUCGUGAGCCGUAUCAUUCGUCGCGUCGAGCGGACUGGUGAUCCGGUGCGGAUUGUUGGCCUCAGUGCUACUCUUCCCAAUUACCGCGAUGUCGCAAGCUUCCUCCGCGCCGACCCCGAGAAGGGCGUAUUCCAUUUCGAUGGCUCUUACCGUCCGUGCCCUCUGAAGCAGGAGUUCAUUGGUGUCACCGACAAAAAAGCCAUCAAGCAAUUGAAGACCAUGAACGACAUCUGCUACAACAAAGUUCUGGAGCAGGUUGGUCAGCGUCGAAACCAAAUGCUUAUCUUCGUCCACUCAAGAAAGGAGACGGCAAAGACGGCCAAGUAUAUUCGAGACAAGGCUAUUGAGAAUGAGACGAUUGGUCAGAUCCUGCGCAGUGAUGCCGCUAGUCGUCAAAUUCUAACCGAGGAGGCCGAGUCUGUUGACGAUGCUUCCCUGAAAGACCUCAUGCCUUAUGGUCUUGGUAUUCACCAUGCAGGUCUGAGUCUUGCGGAUCGUGAUUCCGUCCAGGCACUCUUUGCCGAUGGUAGUAUCCAGGUCCUUGUGUGUACUGCAACCCUUGCUUGGGGUGUCAACCUUCCCGCGCACACUGUCAUCAUCAAGGGUACCCAGGUCUACUCCCCCGAGAAGGGUAGCUGGGUCGAAUUGAGUCCUCAGGAUGUUCUGCAAAUGCUUGGACGUGCUGGUCGACCUCAAUACGACACCUUCGGUGAGGGUAUCAUCAUCACGACUCAAACCGAAAUUCAGUACUACCUUUCGCUCCUGAACCAGCAAUUGCCAAUUGAAUCCCAGCUUGUGAGCAAGCUUGCGGACAACUUGAACGCUGAAAUUGUACUAGGCAACGUUAGAGACCGUGACGAAGGCGUGGAAUGGCUGGGCUACACUUACCUCUAUGUCCGUAUGCUUCGCUCGCCAGGCUUGUACAGUGUCGGUGCAGACUACGAGAACGAUGAUGCUUUGGAGCAAAAGCGAGUUGAUCUCGUCCAUUCCGCUGCUAUCAUACUGGAAAGAUCUGGUCUUGUCAAGUAUGAGAAGAAGACGGGCCGUCUGCAAGCAACUGAGCUUGGCCGAAUUGCUUCUCACUACUACAUUGGCCACAACUCGAUGCUCACCUACGCCCAGCACCUCCAGCCGUCCAUCACCACCAUCGAAUUGUUCCGCAUUUUCGCGCUGAGUGAUGAGUUUAAGUACAUCCCAGUUCGUCAAGACGAGAAGCUGGAACUUGGAAAGCUGCUGGGCCGAGUGCCAGUGCCUGUCAAGGAGACGAUUGACGAGCCUCACGCCAAGAUCAACGUGCUUCUCCAGGCCUACAUUUCUCGCCUCCGGCUGGAUGGCCUUGCCCUGAUGGCAGAUCUGGUUUACGUUACUCAAUCUGCCGGUCGUAUCAUUCGAGCUCUCUUCGAGAUUUGCUUGAAGAAGGGUUGGUCAGCAGUGGCCAAGACUGCUCUUGACUUGUGCAAGAUGGCUGAGAAACGCAUGUGGCCAACCAUGUCCCCGCUGCGCCAGUUCCCACACUGCCCCAGGGACAUCCUGCAGAAAGCUGAGCGCAUUGAUGUGCCAUGGGCCAGCUACUUCGAUUUGGACCCUCCUCGUAUGGGUGAGCUCCUUGGCAUGCCAAAGGCUGGACGUGUUGUGUGCGAUCUGGUCUCCAAGUUCCCUCGACUUGAGGUUCAGGCUCAAGUGCAGCCUAUCACUCGUUCUAUGCUUCGCGUUGAGCUGACCAUCACCCCCAACUUUGUCUGGGAUGAUGCUAUUCAUGGCAAUGCGCAGGACUUCUGGAUCCUUGUUGAAGACUGUGAUGGCGAGGAGAUCUUGUUCCACGAUCGCUUCUUGCUGCGCCGUGAGUUUGCUCAGGCUGAGAUGAACGAGCACCUCGUCGAGUUCACGGUCCCGAUCACUGAGCCGAUGCCUCCGAAUUACUUCAUUUCCUUGGUAUCUGACCGCUGGAUGCACUCUGAGACCAAGAUCGCUGUCUCUUUCCAGAAGCUGAUCCUACCAGAGCGCUUCCCCCCUCACACUCCUCUUCUUGAUAUGCAGCGUGCGCCAAUCAAGGCGCUGAAGCGUGAGGAGUACCAGCAGCUCUAUCCUAACUGGGAGCACUUCAACAAGAUUCAGACCCAGGUCUUUAAGUCCGUGUUCGACUCAGACGACAAUGUUUUCAUCGGUGCUCCUACUGGGAGCGGCAAGACUGUAUGCGCCGAACUGGCCUUGCUUCGCCACUGGUCAAAGGAGAGCAGUGGCCGUGCCGUCUACAUUGCUCCUUUCCAAGAGCUGGUUGACCUGCGUUUGGCUGACUGGGAGAAGCGAUUGGGCAAUAUCGCGGGUGGAAAAACUAUUGUCAAACUUACGGGCGAGACAACCGCGGACUUGAAGCUUCUGGAGCGGGCUGACCUUGUCCUUGCCACUCCUGCCCAGUGGGAUGUUUUGUCUCGCCAGUGGCAACGGCGCAAGAACGUGCAGACCGUGCAAUUGUUCAUCGCCGACGAGCUCCACAUGCUUGGUGGCUUCGGUGGAUAUGUGUACGAGGUGGUCGUUUCUCGUAUGCACUACGUUGCGCUUCAGACUGAGAACGACAUGCGGAUUCUUGGUUUGAGUGUGCCGCUCUCCAAUGCCCGAGACAUCGGCGAAUGGAUUGGCGCCAACAAGCACACCAUCUAUAACUUCAGCCCGCAUGCUCGCCCCGUGCCCUUGGAGCUUCACAUCCAGUCCUUCACCAUCCCUCACUUCCCCUCCCUCAUGCUUGCCAUGUCUCGUCCUGCUUACCAAUCCAUCCUGACGCUUUCACCCGACAAGCCUGCUCUGGUCUUUGUGCCCAGUCGCAAGCAGACCCGGUCGACCGCCAUGGAUCUAUUGGCGGCGUGCGCCAUGGAUGAUGACGAAGAUCGUUUCCUGAACGCAGAUGCGAAGGAGUUAGCACCACUACUGGCUCGUGUCCAAGAGCAGACUCUUGCCACCUCGCUGAGCCACGGCGUUGGCUACUAUCACGAGGCGCUGAGCUUGUCCGACAAGCGCAUUGUGUCGCAUCUCUUCAGCAUUGGUGCCAUCCAGGUCCUUUUGGCCUCGCGUGAUGUCUGCUGGGAAUUGAACGUGACCGCCCAUCUGGUGAUUGUCAUGAACACCCAAUUCUUUGAUGGUCGUGAGCACCGCUACAUUGACUACCCCAUCAGCGAGAUCCUCCAGAUGUUCGGCAAGGCUUCUCGUCCCGGUCAGGACAAGCUCGGUCGGGGUGUUUUGAUGGUGCCCGCUGUGAAGCGCGAGUACUACAAGAAGUUCCUGAAUGAGGCUAUGCCGGUGGAGAGUCAUCUCCAGGUCUAUCUGCACGAUGCCUUUGUGACUGAGACCAGCACAAGAACCGUCUCCUCGACUCAGGAUGCAGUUGACUGGAUGACAUACACCUACUUCUACCGCCGUCUCCUUGCCAACCCCAGCUUCUACGGUCUUAGCGAUGUUAGCCACGAGGGCCUGAGUACUUUCCUGUCAGAGUUGGUCGAGAACACAUUGAAGGAGUUGUCGGAGGCUAAGAUCAUCGACUUGGACGAGGAAGAUGACAGUGUCUCUCCUCUUAACGCCGCCAUGAUCAGCGCGUACUACAACAUCUCCUUCAUCACCAUGCAGACCUUCUUGCUCUCUCUGUCGGCACGCACCAAGCUCAAGGGUAUCUUGGAGAUUGUCACCUCGGCCACUGAGUUCGAGUCGGUCCAGAUGCGUCGCCACGAGGACCACAUCCUCCGCCGCGUGUAUGAUCGCGUUCCUGUCAAGAUGUCGGAGCCGGCAUUCGACUCGCCCCACUUCAAAGCCUUUGUCCUUCUCCAGGCACACUUCUCGCGUAUGCAGCUGCCUAUUGAUCUCGCCAAGGAUCAAGAAGACAUCAUCCGCAAGGUCCUCAACCUGCUCAGCGCCUGCGUUGAUGUGCUUUCCUCCGAGGGUCACAUUAACGCCAUGAACGCCAUGGAGCUGUCACAGAUGGUUGUGCAAGCUAUGUGGGACCGUGAUAGUCCUCUCAAGCAGAUUCCUCACUUCACGUCGGAGGUCAUCCAGGCGGCCAAUGAGUACAAGAUCAACGAUAUCUUUGAAUUCAUGGAUGCAAUGGACCCCACCGAGAACAAGGACUACGCUGCCCUCGUCAAGCGUCUUAACUUGAACAACAAGCAGUUGGCGCAAGCAGCCGCCUUCACGAACGAGAAGUACCCCAACCUUGAGAUGGACUUUGAGGUUGAGGACCCCGAAAGCGUCACCUCUGGCGAGCCUGCUUAUCUUAAGAUCAAGAUCGAGCGGGAACUGGAAGAUGACGAGGAGCCGGACACGGUCGUUCACGCGCCCUUCUACCCCAGCCAGAAGAUGGAGAACUGGUGGCUAGUGGUCGGCGAAGAGCAAACCAAGAGCCUGUUGGCCAUCAAGCGUGUUACUAUCGGUCGCAAGCUGGAGCUACGCUUGGAAUAUGUGGUGCCGUCUCCUGGUGAGCACGAGCUGACUCUUUACCUCAUGAGUGACAGCUACGUCGGUGUUGAUCAAGCACCUACGUUCUCGGUGACUGCGGCUGAAGGAAUGGAAGAGGAUGAGAGUGAGGAGGAAGAGUAG